Messenger RNA from Zea mays, 1465 nucleotides. RefSeq lists its product as uncharacterized. NCBI's taxonomy places the organism in Eukaryota, Viridiplantae, Streptophyta, Magnoliopsida, Poales, Poaceae. The transcript is spliced from 4 exons. The coding region runs from base 408 to 719 and encodes 103 amino acids. The record is from RefSeq and is marked predicted.
CAGAAAGUUACCCCCCGGCCCCCGACCGGACCAAUCUAUCACCACCACGCCGCCCUAGGUCGUCGCCGGCAACAAUGUCCCCUUCUGCCAUCUUCGUCUUCCUCCUCGUCUCUGCGGUGCAUAUGCUGGAGUGCAUCCUCGACCUCAAGAGGAGGAGGGGAUCCAUUUCUGAUGAUCAGCUCAGACUGCGUGUAGAGAUCACGCAACUUCUCAAGGAGGCCAGUGCUUUGUCAACGCCCUCGACGUUUGCGCAAGCCGCAAAACUGAAGCGGUUGGCUGGUGCUAAAGAGAAGGAGCUGGCAAAAAGUAAGCGUUGAAUUCCUCAGACAUUGCGUGGGUUCUUGCUGUUCUUGUUUGGGCCGAUUCGGGUUGCUGGACUCUUUCUUUUGUCCAUUUUAUAGUGCAAGAUGUGGACAUUAGAGGGAAACAGUCUUUAUAUGAAAAAUACCGAAAAGUUCUGCUGGCCGCAAAGGUGCUUCGUGAUUCGUGUAGUUUAUGCUCUCAACCGUUCGCUCUACGUACAGUUUGAGGAGUCUCAUCAAACUAAAUCCGCAUGCCAGGUUGUAGUCUAUGGUGUGCUCGUUCUGUGGUUUUGGAGUACUCCAGUAACUACUGUCCCUAAGCACCUUCUCCAGCCCUUCGGGAGGAUGUUUUCCUGGAGAGGUGUAGAUGCUUCUACAGGCCGUGUUGUGGUAAGUACUACUGAACUUUUAGCUUAAGGGCCUCCAUGUGUUUAAAUGAUCUUGCCUUUAUCCUCUGUUGAGAGUAACGCCUAUUCUGAUUGAAACUGAGAGUCACUACACAUUGGUGAUGUCUUAUAAUAACUAAAAAGUUCCAAAUGAUGGGUUUUUUUCUCAAACAUGCUGGAGAAUUGGAUGUCGAUGGGCAUUAAGAAAGAAAACAAUUAUGAUACAGUACUCCUUUAUUUUUAGGGUCUGUUUAAAACUGCUUCACCAACUCCAUCAUGGUAUAGCUUAAAACAAAAACUAGUUUUUUUGGAGUUGGCCUUUAACUUCAGUUUUCUUCAAGAGCGGAGUUUAUGAAGUUGUUUCUGUUUGACUAAAGUUGGAAGCGGAGUCGCAAAAGAUAGAACAGUCCCAAAUAGGCCUUUAAGCAUUACAUUCCACCUGUGAACAAAUUUGAUUACCAACAAAGCUCCACCUAGUAGCGACACAUUCAUUGUGAGAGUCACUGGUGAAGUUAUUUUGCAGCGUAAUGUUUCAUUGUGAUGGUGCAGGUUGGAAUUCUCCCAUGGCUAUUUCUGACCUCUCGUGUCAGCAAGCUACUGAGCGAGAAACUCGCGCCCAUAUUUCUGCAUCCUUAGCUCCUCCUAACAACUUUAGUUUUGCAUCUGUUUUUGUUCUGCAGUUUUGUGUGAUCUCUCAAUCCAUCUACAUUUAUGUGGUUUCCAAAGGGAUUGGUAUUUUUGUAAUUGUAUAAAGUAAUAACGAGUGGAAUUUACACU